This is a messenger RNA of Cylindrotheca closterium, 597 nucleotides long. The record is from the annotation of a GenBank genome assembly. Lineage: Eukaryota; Bacillariophyta; Bacillariophyceae; Bacillariales; Bacillariaceae.
AUGUCCGACUAUCACGUUUUCCCUAUGCAAUACGAACCCAUGGAAGGAGAAAACCUCAGAGUCAAGGUGGAUGUCGACCAUUCAACUUUUUCCGUCUACCUCAAGAAGUUGGACAUCACCCAGAUGUCCCUACACAAGUGUGUGGACUUUGCACAGACAAUCCUCGAUGAUGUGACUCUCACGAGCUCCUCGGUAGAGCCCUCAACAAGUUUUGGUCAAAGGCUCUCCCUCCUCUCAAACGACAAGUUUGGGAAGCGCUCCCAAACUACAUGGACAUGGACGAGGAAUCCAUUGAGAACUGGAAAAAAAAAAGUCCGCGACUGGAUCCUGACCAAAUGUACUGAAGACGACGCGGCUGCAGUUUUAAAUCAGCUCCGUACCUGGAGAAAGCCAAGAUUGGCGACAUUGGCGACAAUCAUGGACAAUCAAAUGUACAUGAAGAAGCUCGUUCCAACGAUCCGUCAAUGUGCCGUUUUCCGCACCCACAGCUGGUUUGUAGAUGUGGAUAAUUUUCUUAGCUUCUCUUCUGUCAUGCAAAUGGUUGCAGAAUUUGUAACUGCGAACUUCCUGGUAAACAUGUUGACAAAAUAUCUUUAG